CUUAUGUCCAGUUACUCAUUUGGUCAAGAUGAGUAACUAGCCAAACGCCGUUUGGAGAAAUGACAAAAAAGCUGCCUCGGAUUUCUUCUUCUCGACCCCAGGCUCCACCUACGCACUCUAAUCCUUCCUCCUCCCGACCCCAGGCUCCACCUACGCACUCUAUUCCUUCCUCCCCUCGACCCCCGGCUCCACCUCCCCACUCUAAUCCUUCCUCCUCCCGACACCGGACUCCACCUACCCACUCUAUUUCUUCCGCCUCUCGACCCUGGGCUCCUCCUAUCUACUCUAUUCCUUCCUCCCCUCCACCCCAGGCUCCACCUCCCCACUCUAUUCCUUCCUCCUCUCGAACCCGGGCUCCACCUCCCCACUCUAUUCCUUCCUCCUCCCGACCCUGGGCUCCACCUCCCCACUCUAUUCCUUCUGCCUCUCGACCCUGGGCUCCUCCUACCUGCUCUAUUCCUUCGUCCUCUCAUCGUCCAAAGCCGCUUCCUCCUGUGUGUAACUCUUUUCGUCCACAGAACACUCCCCAGCCUCGGCCACCUCUCUCAACUCAUAAGCCUAUCUCUUUCCCUCCUGUUCAUAGUGCUGUCCCUUCUUGCCACCCUAACAUACAGGUUUCCCCACCCAAAUCUUGCUCUAUUCCUUCCAAAACGUCCAGUCCCCGCUUUUUUUUUCUCGCUCCUGUUCCCUGUUACCUCGAUUUCUACUUUGCUCCUACUCCCCCUCCCAGCCCUUCCUAGACUUUAAAGUCUUAUCCUCCCCAGCAUUCCAGCCAACUCCAUCCAGACCUCCGUGAUUCACAAAUCCUAUCCUGGAGAGAUGAUUUCCCUGUGAGUGGGGCGGUUCUGAUAUCAUCCAGCAUUGCCAGAACAAUCGAUCCCCAGGAGCUUCACUUGGUGAAUGUUGGGAACUCAAGACAAUGCCAAUCAACAUUUAGCUUGGAGGCCGGCCUGAAUGAAUUCAACACUUAUAACUGGUUUCUCCAUGGAAGUUGGUCUGUGACCACAGAGCAAACAGCAAGACCAGGGACACAAGGUAGAGAAGAGUGAGUGGAAAUCAUCUCAUCUGAUCUCUACAUGGCCAAUGACUGUCGAAGGGGCGGUGCAAUCAGGUCCCUAACCUCCUGGGCCUGCUGCCUGGCCCUGGGUCCCGUCCCGGCUGCUCCAGGAGCCGACCCAGGAAGCAGGCGGAACCUCGAGAAGCCGAGGGAAGGGGAGUCGCCGGGCUUCAGGCUUCGGAAAGAAGCGAGGCAGGAGAAUCGGUUCUGGAAGGAGGGGGUGAGGUGGGCGGCCCCGAGGGCUCCAAGGGACGCUGUGAUCAUGGACGCCGUUGCCAGGAGACCGCGAGACGCCGUUGCCGGGAGACCGCGAGACGCCGUUGCCUGGAGACCGCGUGACGCCGUUGCCGGGAGACCGCGAGACGCCGUUGCCUGGAGACCGCGUGACGCCGUUGCCCGGAGACGGCGCCCCGGCCCUCCCGCGGCGGGAGCCGGGAGUGCAGGGAGCAGGAGCCCGACCCCGCCGAGCCCCGCCGCCCUGGCGCGCCGCCCGCAGGAGCCGCUGAUGCCCGAUGAGGUCCACCAGAACCAGAUCCUGCGAGAGGUGUAUCUCAAGGAGCUUCGAACCCAGAAACUCUCCACAGAGUAUCACGUGAAUCCCCUCCGCAAGGUUCACACAAUCACCAGAAAGCCCAUGUCUUGGCACGAGAACCUGGAGGAACCUGCAGAUGGUUCCUCAAUCUUAUCCACCAUGCCGCUCAGGGGCCACGGAAGAAAUACCCAGACACGCAAACAGAAAGCCAAGAAAUUGGAUGGGACUCUGAGCCCUUGGUCAGCCCGGAACGUGAUGACCGCAGGCUGAACCAUUUCAGGGUGCACAGCGACAUCACACUCUACAAGGCUAAAGUGUGGAGCUUGGGAGAAGAUGAUCGCCACACAUAGUGUUCAGCGCCCACCUCAGCCUCGUUCCUGAAACCCAGCCUGUGUGCUGCGUGGAUAAAUAAAGAUGACUUUCAAGCGUCAGUCUGACCUUUCCUUUGUGGAGUCUCACAUUUUUCUGCCUGCAUGCACUGGUUCAAAUCCUUAAUCUUGGGGAUUCCUGGGUGGCCCAGUGGUUUAGCACCUGCCUUCGGCCCAAGGCAUGAUCCUGGGGUCCUGGGAUUGAACGCCACAUAGGGCUUCCUGCGUGGAGCCUGCAUCUCCCUCUGCCUGUGUC
Canis lupus familiaris (dog) is the source of this 2213-nucleotide messenger RNA. It is a transcript of the gene CFAP144, whose product is annotated as family with sequence similarity 183 member A. Lineage: Eukaryota; Metazoa; Chordata; Mammalia; Carnivora; Canidae. The transcript has 6 exons. Gene Ontology annotation, cellular component: ciliary base. The coding region runs from base 1077 to 1859 and encodes 260 amino acids. The record is from RefSeq and is a predicted model, not a curated record.